Molecule: messenger RNA, 1679 nt
Organism: Schistocerca gregaria
Lineage: Eukaryota; Metazoa; Arthropoda; Insecta; Orthoptera; Acrididae
Exons: 3
Coding region: 338-1480 (380 amino acids)
Molecular function (GO): S-adenosylmethionine-dependent methyltransferase activity
Source: RefSeq, a predicted model, not a curated record
GUUAUCAGACAGGUUUUGAGUCACGAACGCUACAAGAGCGGCUGGACUGCAUUUUUUUUGUUGGUCGCUGCCGAGAACUUUUUUUUCCUUUUUCAGAGCGAAGAGGUAGGAGGUUUUGUCCUGGCGUGAAAAAAAAUGUGUCUGAGUCGGUUUGAAGCAGAUUUCUUCACGCGCAAUUUACAUUAUGCGGCGUCUUACUGGGAGGAGCACUGCGAAAAUUUCCGGGAAACGAUUUGCAAGGUGAUGAUGACCGAGUCGGUGAUGACCAUUGCGUUCAAUUCUGCGAGAAUGACCCUUGCACUUAACAACAAGGUUAAAUGGAUAGACGCUGCUUACAAUGGUGAUGUGCUACAAGACGCUUACGACAGCCAACCUAGUGAACGAGAUUAAGAGAGACAAGAAGAUAGUUUGCGAGCUUGCCGAUGCCUAUUUUUCGUUUUUUUCGGUGUUCAAGUCAGAUUUUAGCACGAGCGACCUUGCGCCGCGAGUGGAUUCGGCGCGCGAGCCGCCGAUGGAGCUUCUGAGAGUCAGGGAGUUUUUCGAGCGUCGUCGAGACGCGCUGGCGAGACACGAGGUGUUGAUUCGGCUGACGAGGAAGUUGAUGCCUAGCUGUUACAAUUUCGAGGCGUGUGUGAGCAAUUUUUGGCCUCAGUUGAUUUUGUUUUAUUUGCGUUUUUUCGACGUGUACGACGAGGCCAUGAAGGGGAUGAGCGUGGGGGAGAGAAUGAAGAUGUUCGGGAAGGAGAAGUCGGAGGACAGGGUGCAGGAGUCGGAGGGGCGAAAUGCGGCUGAAUCGGUGUUGGGAGAGAAGUUGUUGAAGGAUUUUGGCCGUCCGGCGUUUUGGGAGAGAAGGUACCAGGCGAUUGAUCCGUCGUUUGAGCCGCACGAGUGGUACGUAGGAUGGGAGACGAUUGAGGAGUGCGUGUUGAAGAAGACCGAUUUGUCAGAGAGAAAGGAGGCGCUUCGAGUGUUGCAUCUUGGUUGUGGGAUUAGCCUGCUGGAUGAGGAGUUGUUGGAGUGCGAGAAGGUAAGAAUUGAGCGUAUUGUGAGCAUUGAUUUUGUGGAGAGUUUGAUUCGUGCUAGAGAGGGGAGGGUGCACGAUCCCAGGUUGGAGUACCGAUGCAUGAGCGUGCUUGAGUUGGGUCAGGGAUUUGAAGAGGGGUAUUUCGAUUUGGUGGUUGACAAGGGUUGUUUGGACAGUUUAUUGACGAGUUCGAGCGUGGUGGAUGACCUGUUGAUGGCUUGCAGGGAAGUGAGUCGCGUGAUGAAGCCGGGAGCCUAUUUUGUUUUGGUGUCGUGCGCUAUUCAGUACGAGUAUGCAUUGUCGCUUCAGAACAUAUUGGAGUUGGACUGGGCGGUCAAGUGCGUGUACGAUAUGCCGGCGGACACGAACGAGGAGACGAAGAUUCACGUGAUAGUGAUAAGGAAGUUUGGCAGCGAGUCGGAGAGAGCGGAGUUCGCGGGUGACAGGGGGGUGUAAGAAAGGGGGGGUUGGAUGGGGUGGAGGUUUUUUUUUUUUUAGGUAAGGGGUUAGUGGGGUGCUUGGUUUUUUUUCCUGUUUUUGAGGAUGGCUUGCAUGGUAGGAGAGAUAGAGAGGCAGUUGGUUUUGCCGUGAGACCAGUUUUCGUAGUUUAUGAAGGCGUUGUGUCCUAUUUCGAAUACUAUGAUAGAGGGCGUUA